CUGGAAGGGCUGCUAGAGCAGAGCAAAGACUCAGGACCAAGAUCCAGCCCAUCAUUUAUCCUCUCCUGGAGACAAAGGACAGACAGUUGUCCAGGAAGGCUCCCCCAAGUUUUCUGUUGACCCAUCUUGAGCAUGGAGCGAUCCACGAGGGAGCUGUGUCUCAACUUUACCGUGGUCCUCAUAACUGUGAUCCUCAUGUGGCUGCUGGUGAGAUCGUAUCAAUACUAAGAAGAUGGAACGGGGGAUCCUGCCAUUGACCAGCACAGAAGAACUUUCAAGAACAUGGGGAGCUCUCCUGUGCUGCAGUAUGCCAUGGGAUGCCCUUGCCUGCAAUCACUUAUAUCUGGAUGUAGCUAGGAUAGGAUGAGGGUUUUCCCUUUGUAGAAUCAUCUGUCCUGUGCUAAUGAUGUGUUUUAGGGCUCUAGGUCUGUGAUCCCAUGCUUGUGUGAUCUGUGGCAAUGUGAUUUUAUGUUUUCCCAAAAUUCCUUUGUCAAAAGUUUGGCAAGUGUUGUUUUUAGGUGGGCACUGGAUGUUAAUAAAACCACCUGUUUGAAAUGGGGAUCAUUGUGAAACAGGACUGUACCAGGUGUUGUCUCCAUCCCUCCACAGCUCCCUAUCUGUCAGCCCCUCUACCAGCCUCUCUCCUUGAUAUUGUUUCUAAAUCAAAUUAAAAAUAAACUCUCUAGUAGAAAGAAAUGUAAUGUAAUUAGUCACUAUGGCUGUCAUUUAAAUGAAAAAAAAAAUUAAAACCUUGAAAAACA
Trichosurus vulpecula (common brushtail) is the source of this 761-nucleotide messenger RNA. RefSeq names its product sarcolipin (gene SLN). The record is from RefSeq and is a predicted model, not a curated record. Bases 133 to 228 code for a protein of 31 amino acids. Gene Ontology annotation, molecular function: enzyme regulator activity. Gene Ontology annotation, cellular component: membrane. NCBI's taxonomy places the organism in Eukaryota, Metazoa, Chordata, Mammalia, Diprotodontia, Phalangeridae. The transcript has 2 exons.